AUGCUCGAGCGAACAGCUGCGAAUUUGGAGUCGCGCAGUCUCCAGCGCAUAUUUCACAAGACCUCGAUUCGAUCUCGACGAUUACAUACAGGCUUUUGGCAACAUGGAGCCGCUGCUAUCGACCUUUCUAGUUUCUUGCCAGGCUCUAUAGGAUCUGCUCAAGCUGCCGCCCCCGGACCGGAGACAAAGCAAUUACAGUCAAAUCUACUUGCUUCCGUCUUAGUCCUCGACUUCCUCUACCCAAAAUCGACUCUUCCUCUCUUACGCAAUCUCUACCCUGAACUACCCAACUCUCAGUGUGCGCAAAGAACAGCAAUCGUUCCAACAAGACGAGCAUACUCAUCGAUAAUACCUCCGAAUACGACCGAUACGAAUCAAGCAGAUGAAAAGAACGAAAACCCCGAAACGACGGCUCCUAAUCAGCCUGAGCGAUCGCACGAGACGGCACAACGCUACGAGAUAGCCGACAUAGCUGAGGACCCAACUCUGUUUCCUGGUGGAAAGCCAACAGUGAGCUCCAAAGCUGAGCCAGAGCUGCAGCAAGUACGGAAACUCCAACAGCUGUUGGAUAGAAAGGGUGGCCAUUUCCAAGAUGUUUGGGACCAGUACUCGGUGCUAGACAAUGACCAAAGAGGUUUCCUACGUGGCCAGGUAGUACAGUAUCUGUCCCGCUCUCACAGCAUCGUUGAGACAGGAAGAGCCCUCUCAAUAUUCCGCCAAAUCCCGCCAAACUCAUGGGAUAACGACACCUUGACUGCAGGAAUUAUCUUGCUUCUACGGUCCGGGGAUCUUCCUUCGGCUGUGGAGUGCUUCAAAACGGGAUUGGAAACGAGAGGGUUGAACCGCGGACUUGAAUACUUAAUGGCGGAUGCGAUCAACUCGAAAAAAUGGGCGGCAGCUUUGGAAGUAUGGGUUUCAUUCUACAAGAGCCGCAUCAAAAGAAGACCCGAUGCUUUAGCCCCGGAACUAGAACGACUUCAACAGCUUGCGUCUCUUCCUGCACAAGGAUCUCAUUACUUCUCCUUUCGAGCCUAUCUGGUUGGCGAAGGCGCAGAGCAGCAUAGGAAGAUCAGGAAAGACCCUGUUGCCUCGCUAGCCUUGUCCUCCUUCCGGAAGUUCUUUGCCAACAUGGCAUUACGAGAACCGUGCCGCCCCAGGCAUGCGACAGUUAUUCUUGAGACUCUGAAGGAUCGAGAUGCAUACAACAUGUACCUGAACAUCAUGAUCGAUCGCUGGAUGGUAAAAGAGGAGAGUCGGGCUACCAUGGAACGUCUUGUUCCUAUCUACCAGAAGUUCAGAGAACUGCCAGACGCACAGCCUCUGAUGACUGUCUUACGUGGCAUGUUCAAGAUUUGCUUUCCAAAGAGGACUGCCAGACUUGAAGAAAUUAAAGACGACUGGAUUCGUUACAAAGGCGGGCUCAAUCAAUGGGGGUAUGAAAAAUUUCUGAAGUAUUACGCUGAGAGGGGUGAUGUGCGAGCCGUCAAAGAGUUAUGGCCCAAGUACAUCGAAGGUUUUCCUGAAGUGGUACAGUCCCCCCGUGGAUUCCGAAGCACAAUAAACGUAUAUGCCCAGCUUGGAGACGUUGAGAAUGCAAAGAAAGAGAUGGACAAAAUGACCAAUGAAUACGGUGUUGAGCCGGACCUCGACAGUUGGAACACAUAUCUCAAGGCUUACAUGAGGACCAACGACUAUGAUGCUGUCAUGAAACUGUUUGAGGAUAUCGCAGAAAAGCACGAGCCGGAUGCAUACACCUAUGCACACACCAUGGCCAUGACUGCUAAAAGGGGUGAUUUGGAGACUACCCUAGAAGUAUUCAACAAGUCACAGGAAGCUGAGGUACCUAUCUCCAUACAAAUGGGUCUGGCUCUGGUGGUGGCAUACUGCCAGAAUGGUCUUCUUUUUGAGGCCGAGAGCCUUUGCAUUGAGCUAACCCAUCGUAAGCUCAUAUCGGAAGCUAUUUGGAACCAGCUUAUCAACUUCAACGGCGUCGAGGGGAACAUCAGUAAGGUUUAUGAACUACUCAAGCGCAUGAGAGAAUUUGGCGUGGAAUGGGAUGAUGAGACAUACACCUUUCUUCUCCAGGCGCUUAUCCGAGUCAACCAAAUCCAUUCCGCCUAUAAUUUACUCAAGCGUGGUGUUGAGGAGAGUUUAUUCCUUGUCACCCCUGCGCAUUUUGCUACCGUUAUGGCUGGAGCUGCUCGUAAUGGACAGCACGAGCUUGUUGAAAGUCUUUUCUGUCGACUGCAACAGUCAGAUUUACCUAUUACCUUCAGUGCUUGGGUUGCUCUCGUCGGCGCUGCCGUUAAGAGGAAACCCGGUGUUGAGCGAACCCAGAAUUUGGCUAAGGAAUUUGUCGCGUACUUCGAAAAGGCUGCUGCGACAGCAAAAACGACAGGGGAGUCGAUGCCGGACGAGGAGGUUGAAGCGACCGACUCCAGCAAUCUCGCAAGACUUAAAGCCGAAACCAAGUUCCUUGGUCGAGCGAUCAAUCUACUUACCGAGCUUCGAGACUUUGGCUCCAUUGAAGAAUUGCUGAGUCUAUUCGUUGAAAUCUUCCCCGAGUUCAGGAGCGAGCAGUUUCCUCCUGAUGUCAUGGCCGCUUUGAUACACUCGCUUAACGCCGAUCAGAGAUACCGUGAGGCCAUUUCGCUGUGGGACAAGACAUGGGAAAGUGCCCUUGCAUCCAGCCAGAAACGCUCAGGUGAUGGCAUUAUGCUUGGUGCCGAAUACUCUCUGUCUCGUGCUGUGGACGAAGUGGCAACAACAUUCAAGAAGAUAAACGAACCAGAGCUUCUCAGCAAGACCGUCGACAAGGUUACCGAGGCUGGGUUCAAGCUGACUCGGCAGAACUGGGUACGCAUUAUCCGUGAUCUUUCUGACAUGGGCAGAUUUGAGCGUGCCGCGUACUGGUGCGAGAAGAUGCUCAUGCCAGGGUGGCAAGGCUGGGCACCCCCUCGGCGCAACGCGCUUUUGAUGCGAAAUACCCGUACCCUGAAACCACCCAACAAUCUCCUCUACCGUCUGCAGCACAAGUGGAUAGAGAUGCGUAAGAUGGCAGCCUGGUCUGCGGACGUUUCUCGCGUGCUAUCAACUCUUGAGGAGAAGUGCCCACGUCUGCACCAUGCUUUUGUCACAUCAGAGAUCAAGUCGAUGCCUACGGCAUACGUCGUAAACGGUAAAGAUGUUUCGCCUGGUGAACUCGACAAAGUACUUCAAAGUCUGUCUUACCAUUCUCUACUGAAGGUCAAGGAGGCUUUGCUCCGAGAUUUGCAGAAGGAGACGAAGCGCGAGAAGAACCUUGGAGUGGCAUCUGAGCCCCUGAGGGUCAUUGACAACAAGACAUGGAGGGAAAUGCUGCACAACAGAGUUCGACGGUAUGCCACUUUAUGGCAUUCUCGACGCAACGCGCACUUUGAGCUGAACCAAGCACUCAAUGUUCCCAAUGCAUCAGACGACGUCAGAAUCGAAGCAAAGGCAAUGGGGUCCGAACAACCAGACGAUCAGGUCACCCGCCAACGCUUCAGCUACUGGAACGCGUUCUGGGAUCGUUACGAUCAGAAGAUUCACGGCGAGGAGCCGAGACCGAAGAUAUCAUACUCGCAUGUUAAUCAUCAUGGGAGCAAAACCUGGGCACACACAGCAGAAAGACGCCAGAGAAUGGCUAAGAAGCGGGCAGAGAGGUUGAGGAGGCAGAUGUUUGAUGAUGACUGA
Fusarium fujikuroi IMI 58289 is the source of this 3714-nucleotide messenger RNA. RefSeq names its product related to coxI translation protein CYA5. The record is from RefSeq and is a predicted model, not a curated record. Gene Ontology annotation, molecular function: protein binding. Bases 1 to 3714 code for a protein of 1237 amino acids. The transcript has a single exon. Lineage: Eukaryota; Fungi; Ascomycota; Sordariomycetes; Hypocreales; Nectriaceae.